Molecule: messenger RNA, 4317 nt
Organism: Numida meleagris (helmeted guineafowl)
Lineage: Eukaryota; Metazoa; Chordata; Aves; Galliformes; Numididae
Gene: RMDN3
Product: regulator of microtubule dynamics 3
Exons: 12
Coding region: 16-1440 (474 amino acids)
Cellular component (GO): mitotic spindle pole; spindle microtubule; cytoplasm
Molecular function (GO): microtubule binding
Source: RefSeq, a predicted model, not a curated record
GGCUCUCGGGGCAGCAUGGCGCGGCCCGGGCCCGGGCGGCUGGUGCUGGGGCUGGCGUUGGGUGCGGCGGCGGCCGCGGGUCUGGGCCUCAGCCUGCUGUGGGCGCUGCGGCGGCGGCAGCGGCGCGACCGGCGGCGGGGCGGUGUCCGGGAGGCGGCGGGGGAAUGGGCCGGAGGCACGGCGGGGCUCGAGGAAGGCGGCGCGGAGGCUGUGGGGCGGUGGAGCCAGGCUCUGCCCAGAAAGCCAGUUCCUAUAGAGGCGGGAGACUGUGCUCUGUUAACGCACGACGAGCAGGUGGAUGUGCUGGACCGCCUGGACUUUGUGCUGACAAACAUCUCGGAGCUGAGGAAAGAAGUGGAGGAGCUACGAAACAGCCUGCAGCACCUGGCUGCAGAUAUCGUGGGUGAAGUCAGGUCCCAUCUGGAAGAAACCCAGAGAGUAACACGCCGACGGCGGUUCCCAUUCCAUAGAGAAAGAAGCGAUUCCACAGGGUCCAGUUCCAUUUAUUUCACAGCUAACUCAGGAGCAACCAACACAGAUGACGGAGAAAGUGAAGGCGGCUACACCACAGCCAAUGCUGAGUCUGAUUACGACCGAGAGUCCGAGAAGGAGAGCGAAGAAGGGGAGGACGAACUGAGCUGUGAGACAGUGAGAACAGCAAGGCGGGAUUCCCUGGAUCUCGUGAACGAGGAUGAAGCACAUUUAAUCCUCGAUUCCUCUCUGGACGAAGGCCUGGGCCAGCUACUGCAGCAGGCAGACCGCUUGCAUGAUGGAGAUGAGCAGGAGAAGAGAGAGGGAUUCCAGCUGCUGCUGAAUAAUAAGCUGGCGUAUGCAGAUCAGGGAGAUUUUCUUUGGCGCCUGGCCCGAGCACAUAGCGACAUGUAUGAUAUCACAGAGGACACAGAUGAGAAGAAAUCAUACGCAUCGGACGGGAAAGAAGAACUGGAGAUUGCCUUUCAGAAAUGGGAUCAGAGUGCUGAGUGUCAUCAGUGGUACGCCAUUCUCUGCGGGCAGCUGGCAGAAUAUGAGAGCAUCCAGAAGCGCAUUCAAACUGGAUAUAUUUUUAAGGAACACAUUGAUAAAGCGAUUGCGCUGAAACCUGAGGACCCCAAGUCUUACUACCUUUUGGGCAGGUGGUGUUACCAGGUUUCCCAUCUGGGAUGGCUUGAAAAAAAGACUGCUUCUGCUUUGUUUGAAACCCCUCCUACAGCCACUGUACAGGACGCGCUGCAAAACUUCCUAAAGGUCGAGGAGCUACACCCAGGAUUUUCCAAAGCAGUAAGAGUGUACAUUGCCAAGUGCUACAAGGACCUGGGGAACAGCUCCGCAGCUCUUCUCUGGAUGAAUCUGGCUUCUGAACUGCCAGUGGACACGAAAGAGGAUUCAGAAACCGAGAGGGAACUUGAGGAGAUGCGCUCAGUCUGGGAGGAGUCAGAGUAGAAGAGCUCAUUCCGCUUGACAUGAACAGAGAGGAGUUUCACUGCCCUGUCAAGUUUGGUCGCGCUCGGUGGAUAAGCUGGAGGAGCUCCCAGGAGGACACGCUCUGCAUUCGCAUCGACAUUUCCAGGAAAACAUCUCGGUGGGAUUUAAUGAGAUAAAGUUUUGUGUUAUUUCCCUGCUGAGAGCACAGCAUACGUUUGGUUUUAAAAUGCCUUUCAAAAAAAGUCAAAUUCCCGAGACCAGAUAUAAACAUGUAGGAGUAUAUAUACGUACACGUGUGUGUGUAUGAGAUCUGAGUUUCAGGUCUGCUUGCUGAUGCUUCCCAGGGAAGUCUCCAGCAGAUAUUUUUCUCUCGUUUAACUAUUUUCUCUUCUCCUUUCUAAAACAUACUCACUGAAUCAGUUGGAAUAACUGAUUGCAUCUUUGUGUAGACGUCCCGGUGAGAGAAAGGUGAGAGUCAGAGGGCACUGGGAGACUGAUUUUUAGCGACCCAAUGCACCGGAGGCUGCGGGGGUUCCUCGUUUCCCUCGGCCUCUUGGUUCGAAUGUGCACUGACGUGAUGGCUUGAGGAAAGGCCACUACAAAGAAAGGACUGCGCUGACUUAAAAUAAGUGAGUUGUUGGUCCUGUCCAAUUAUACCUAAGCUACCUUUCUGGUUUUCUGUUGAGGAGAAACCAGCGCUGCUCGUUACAGUGAGAAAACACCAAGGGACCAAGAAGAUGUCGUUCACAAGAACUUUGUUUUCCAGAGGUGGGCUGUUUUCAUCAGAACAGGGAGUAAUGAGGUUUAAAACUUCAGGACUUUCUCCUACUGAUGUCACUGACACGAGAGCGACCACUCGGUGCAUCCCUCCCAACUAUGCAGCUAUGGCUUAGAUAUAACAGCUUAGCAGUUGUUUAUCGGUGUAACACUGGCCACAGGAACAGGAAUAUUCUGUGGCAGAGCUGACACUUUGCUGUGUGUUCCGCCAGUUCUUGUUGACGAACGCACUGGCACUGAGAAAACAGGGUUAGCAGCUGACAUGUUCUCUGACAGCUUCUGGAUACCAAACAGAGAAAGUGAACUGUAUGCUGACAAAAAGGGUGAAAAGUGAAAACUACGUUCAGAAAUUGCCCAAAGACAUGAGCAAGGCUCGCUUUAUAGCCCUGCAGAUUUUAGAUUUUCCCCCAGUGUUGCUUUCAUAAAGUGGGCGUGGAGUGGACUCGAGCUCACUGUCUUCCCCGUUUAUACAUUUGACGCUUCUUAGCUAUUUUUAUUUUGGUCCCAAUGGAACUCCCUACAAGUUUGAUGCUGAGUUCAUCUUAUGAGAUCCGGGCAAGGGUGCAGUUAGCUUUAUUUGCUUGAGACUAUACGUAUCAUUCUUAGAAAUGGAGAACUGAAUUCAAACAGGGUGAAUCGAUCUCCGGGUCUUUGCCAAAAGAUACCAGAAGUGCACAGCUUUUCUUACUUGCAGGCCUUCACUGUUGUCUAAGUCUUCAAAAUAGAAACUAGCAAAGGUGAUUUUGAAUUACGUACUUUCUGGAGGUGGGUUUCAUGUUGCGUUUUCAAACGUGUAAUUUCUCCUUAUUUUUAAUUUCCUUCUUUCUUUCUUAACGUUUCUUCCCAAGCAGCGAGCAACCGUAAGCUUGAGGGAAAAAAAGGCGGAUUUGUUUUUCUGUUCACCUGCUUCGGAUCCUGCGCCGGGUUAGGUCUGAGUGUUUGACAUGGAUGUAUCCCAUGUAUGUUCACUGGGGGUGAAUGAUGUAAAUCCCAUUAGCUUUAAAAAGGUCAUGGACGGGGAAAGAGUUCGGUCAUUUGUCAGGGUGCCUUCGGGAUGGAAGGAUGUCUUCAGAUGGUGGAGUGCUGGGGAAAACAGCUUUGGGUUACAGACUAAACAAAGCCUGUCAAGAAACAAAUGCCAAAGUCUUGUUUUUCUUACUGGUAGAAGCUGAAGUAAUUUUCUGCUGGGGGACAGAAUGUGUUUGGUGUAAUUGUGUUCUGGCUGUGAGCAGAACCUUUCGAAUGUUUGCAGAAAGGUUAGCGUGGGGAUAAGUCAGGGCUGUGUAACUAAGAUGCUUCUCGCUCAGCGGUGCUUGGGAUUUCUUAUUGGUUUGGGUUUUUUUAAUAAUACUCAAACGUGCAGGCUUCUGUAUGCUGUAUUGCAUAUUGGCAGGGAGGGCAGCGAGGGAAUCUCUUUCUCCUGUCUGCGAGGGGGUGGCACUUCAAUAGCUUACCACAGCAUGGAAAUCCAGGCUGCUUUAACGCUUCACGUUCUCUGCAGAUCAAUCCCUGUGUACAAUGUGAAUUUCUCAAAGAUGCCUGCACUGUGCACUCCCAGAAUUUGGGUUUUGUCGGUAAAAGACUCUGGAUGUUCUUCUAGACUUAUCGCAGGGGAAGAGAGGACAAUUUCCUGAGCCAGGCUGAUUUUGAAAACACACCUCCCUGUGGCUAAACUAUGAUACUAAAGAAUAACUGAAGCUAUUUUAACUAGUUUAUCCUCUCUGUGCUGCUCUGUUUGAGAGAAGGUAUUCGCAGUUAAGGAGAAGGCGAUGCUGCUUAAAGUCUCCUGUGUCACUGUCUUGUUUGUUGUGUUGGUACAUAGACAGAAGAAAAACCCAACAGUCAGGAGGAAGCCUUCUAGAGUAUCGUGGUGUCCGUAUACGUGGUGGUGUGCCAGAAUAUUAUGGGAAGGCAACACGUAAAGUUAUUGUUUAUACAUCACUGUUUAUAGAUAUGUUUAUAACUGUGUGGGUUACACCUGUAGCACAUUUUGUACGUAAAUACCGUAACUACUGCUCAUGUUUCUAAAUUGCACCAAAGUAACACAGCCGCACGUUGUGGUGAACAAUGUACUGCAGGUGAGGUUGUUUCUCAAUAAAAGUGCUUGAUCGGUUGUGA